Molecule: messenger RNA, 1346 nt
Organism: Balaenoptera ricei (Rice's whale)
Lineage: Eukaryota; Metazoa; Chordata; Mammalia; Artiodactyla; Balaenopteridae
Product: rho-related GTP-binding protein RhoQ
Exons: 1
Coding region: 86-703 (205 amino acids)
Biological process (GO): small GTPase-mediated signal transduction; cortical actin cytoskeleton organization
Molecular function (GO): GTP binding; GTPase activity
Source: RefSeq, a predicted model, not a curated record
GGACCCCCCAGGCGGGCUGGGGCUGAGCCCGGGGCCGGGGCGGGGGCUCCGGGGGGACCAUGCCCGGAGGCCGGCCGGCCGCAGCAUGGCUCACGGGCCCGGCGCGCUGAUGCUCAAGUGCGUGGUGGUCGGCGACGGGGCGGUGGGCAAGACGUGCCUACUCAUGAGCUAUGCCAACGACGCCUUCCCGGAGGAGUACGUGCCCACCGUCUUCGACCACUACGCAGUCAGCGUCACCGUAGGGGGCAAGCAGUACCUCCUGGGACUCUAUGACACAGCCGGACAGGAAGACUAUGAUCGUCUGAGGCCUUUAUCUUAUCCAAUGACUGAUGUCUUCCUUAUAUGCUUCUCUGUGGUAAAUCCAGCCUCAUUUCAAAAUGUGAAAGAGGAGUGGGUACCAGAACUUAAGGAAUACGCACCAAAUGUACCCUUUUUAUUAAUAGGAACUCAGAUUGAUCUCCGAGAUGACCCCAAAACUUUAGCAAGACUGAAUGAUAUGAAGGAAAAACCUGUAUGUGUGGAACAAGGACAGAAACUAGCAAAAGAGAUAGGUGCGUGCUGCUAUGUGGAAUGUUCAGCUUUAACCCAGAAGGGAUUGAAGACUGUUUUUGAUGAGGCUAUCAUAGCCAUUUUAACUCCAAAGAAACACACAGUAAAAAAAAGAAUAGGAUCAAGAUGUAUAAACUGUUGUUUAAUUACGUGAGAAACGUCUUCAGUGGCCAAGUAAACUGUCCAUUUCUCUCAGAAAGCAUAUGAAAUGCUAAAGCUAUACCCAGACCUCUUAUAAAUAAUGAAGCAGUUUAAAACUUGAAAGGAAAAAAAAAAAAACAAACCCUGUCCUCAGAAUUCUAUAAAGUUGAUUAAGAAUGUUUCUUAAAGGUCCAAGAAGCAACAAACAGCAUCUGAAGCCACAAUCUAUUAUAAAUACUUUAUUUCAACUAGAAGGUACAAUCUCUCAGGGGUUUCAUAGUUUAAAAAGCUACAAUCACAUCAUGUUGUAACUACAUAAAAAACAGUGCUGUUAAGUGGAACUGCCUGGCUUAGACCAUAUACAUACAUGUCUGCACAGUCUUUAUGGAAUCUGCACAAAGAAAUAUCUUCUCCCUUUGCUCCAAUUAACUGUUCUUGUAUGUAAGUUUCUUUCUAUUCCAGUAUAUCCAGAGUGGUGAAGUAACAAGGCCAGCCACGUAGCCAAAGGUUGCUCCAAGCGUGCAGGAGAUGGGCCAUUCCUGAGGAGAGAAUGUAUGAGAUCAAAAAGAACAAAUGUUUUAUUAUUACUUGAGCACAAGUGUAACCUAAAUAUUUCUAUAUUAAAGCUUAAUGUGCUUUCUUAAAGAAUGCCAAAA